Pisolithus orientalis is the source of this 582-nucleotide messenger RNA. RefSeq lists its product as uncharacterized. The transcript has a single exon. The record is from RefSeq and is a predicted model, not a curated record. Bases 1 to 582 code for a protein of 193 amino acids. Lineage: Eukaryota; Fungi; Basidiomycota; Agaricomycetes; Boletales; Pisolithaceae.
AUGCAGGUUUAUCCUGCAGUGUAUUUCACUUGGUUCAGUCUUGUUACUGAUUUCCAAUCUGCCUUUUAUGCUUCUGCCCUUUAUUGGGCAACAGCACUUGGUGUUCCUACAUGGUACCAAAUCUAUCAAAAUUGGCUUCCUUGCCAUAUUCAACAGCUCCAAGAAGAGCAACAACAUUUAGCUGAGGUUUUAGAACUUAUUGGCAUGUAUCAACAUGUACAAGGACUCCAAUGCUUACUUCCUCCAGCUCCCAAGAUUCCCAAGCAAAUCAUGGAGCUUCCAAAUGAAGUUCCAGAUCUAGAAAGGCAUGAGGUUCCUGCAAUGUUCCUAAAUCCACCAGAACAGCCUCCACAUUACCUCCUUCUUGCUAUUCCUGAUCAAGAUGAUGAAGCAGAUCUUGAUCUGGUUCUGUGGUAUACAGAACAAGAGGAACCUAUAGCUCUGCCUCCUCCUGUGCAUAUGCCCACUCCUGAACCAGAAAUGGUUCAGGAAGUGUAUGAUGCUCUUGCCACUGCAGAAGCAGUUGCUGCUGAGAUCAAUCUCGCUGAUUUAAAUGCUGCAGAGUUCGAACUGUUAUUUUAA